AUGUCCAAUAAUUCAAUUGACGAAAAAUUAAAAGGUCUGCAAGAACGCCUUCAAAAUGAAAUGCGUACGCGGGGUGAUGGUGGUUUACAGAACCAAGGUGGUCUCGGAACACCUAAGUCCGGAGGUCGGAAAUUUAGACCCUUGUUUACUAGAGACAUCCCUCUACCACCAAGAUCACCACAAGCAACGGAGACUGAGUUCCGCAUGCGUGAAGUGUACAAGGUGAGUGGAAAGCUAAAUGUGGGGGGUGCAGAGUACCGUUCAAGCAUAGAUGAUCUACAGCAUAUGGGCGAGCUGGGAAGUGGUACAUGUGGACAUGUAGUCAAGAUGUUGCACAAGCCUUCAGGGGCUGUUAUAGCUGUUAAGCAAAUGCGUCGCUCCGGCAACUCGGAGGAGACCAAGCGGAUCCUGAUGGACCUCGACGUGGUGGUCCGCUCGCACGACUGCCCCUACAUCGUGCGCUGCCUCGGCUGCUUCGUGACUGACGCCGACGUCUGGAUAUGCAUGGAGCUGAUGGCCUCCUGCUUCGACAAACUGCUGAAGAGGCUCGGCGCUCCCAUUCCAGAGGCUAUACUGGGAAAGGUCACCGUUGCGACGGUGAAGGCGCUGUCGUACCUGAAGGAGACCCACGGCGUGAUCCACCGCGACGUGAAGCCGAGCAACAUACUGCUGGACGAGCGCGGGAACGUGAAGCUUUGCGACUUCGGCAUCAGUGGGCGGCUGGUCGACUCCAAGGCGAAGACGAGGAGCGCCGGCUGCGCGGCCUACAUGGCGCCGGAGCGGAUAGACCCACCGGACCCAAGCCGGCCAGAUUACGACAUUCGGGCGGACGUGUGGUCGCUGGGCAUAUCGCUAGUGGAGCUCGCCACCGGGGUUUUCCCCUACAGGAAUUGUCAGAACGACUUUGAGGUCUUAACUAGGGUCAUUGCAGACGACCCGCCGCAGUUACCAGACACCACCGACUUCACGCCCGAGUUCAAAUCUUUUGUAUCUCAGUGCCUGACGAAGAACUACAGGCACCGGCCGAAGUACCCCAAGCUGCUCGAGCACCCGUUCGUGGUGAAAUCGGCGCGGAGCCCCGUGUCCGUCGAAGACUGGUACGCGACGCUGCCGAAGAGCGGGGCGCCGCCCUCGCCCGCCUCGCCGGCCAAUGGCCACUCGAGCCCGCCCACGCCGCAGCCGAUCAGGAGCUUCGUCACCAGCUCGCACCGCUGGUCGCCCGACCAGGCCACGCCCACACCCGGAAGAGCGCGAUGGGCAUCACCGUCGCACGCGAGUGGCAGUAGUUCGCAGCCGGCUAGUUUAGAAGCAGACUUCUCAAAUCACUCACCUUAUCCGAGACGCAGGACGAUAGAUGCAUGCGCGUCACCGCCCCCACCUCCAGUGCGGAGGGUCUCCGCCGAGAACCGUUGGAGGGCGUCGCCCGCUAGUUCUGGCAACACUAGUCCGAUUGUUCUACAAAGGUUUUAUCAUCAAAGUCAGCAGAGGAGAUCAAGGGUAGACCUCCAUUCUACACCUAGGCACCGGAGUCUGAGCAGAGAACAUAGUACUGGAAGGUCCCCAGAGCCACCCCCAAGAACUAGUAGACAACAUAAUAUGCUAGGGCAUGAUGCCAAUGGAAGUUCCGAAUUUGAGCCACCGCCGUUACAUGAGCGGUUGCACCCACCCUCGCCGUUACUGCUCAGUGACAGGCUAUCGGAGGGCCGUAGCCAGAGCUUAACACGCGCCGAGCUCCGCAACGGCUACCGCGCGGAGCUGCCUGCUCCCCACGCGAAACACCACGACGACCAGGCCAGCCUA
Messenger RNA from Iphiclides podalirius (scarce swallowtail), 1800 nucleotides. NCBI's taxonomy places the organism in Eukaryota, Metazoa, Arthropoda, Insecta, Lepidoptera, Papilionidae. The record is from the annotation of a GenBank genome assembly.